This is a messenger RNA of Daldinia decipiens, 1822 nucleotides long. RefSeq lists its product as uncharacterized. The transcript is spliced from 3 exons. The record is from RefSeq and is a predicted model, not a curated record. Bases 1 to 1530 code for a protein of 509 amino acids. Lineage: Eukaryota; Fungi; Ascomycota; Sordariomycetes; Xylariales; Hypoxylaceae.
AUGCCUGAAGACCGACGGUCUGCUGCGUCUCCAGCUAGUUCUGGAUAUGCUCACGAUAUCCCCACUACUUACGCUUCGGUUGCGCCUUUUACUUACUCCGUGCCAUAUGAUACUUCCCUUCCUACCCCGGUGUCUGUUGCUGGAUCUCCUUCGAUGAAUGAACGAACUGCGAAGAUCAUGCAUCCAUACCAACACCGGGCAAACUCACAACAGCCCACCCCCCCAACCACCUCAAGGCCAUGGCCAAACUACCAGAUAAAUGCUCCUGCCGGCCUUAUGGAAAUGCAGGGCUUAGAUUCAUCGCAGUCUUCCAGCGACCAUUUGCCCAUGGUAUCGGAACCUCAAUUCCAAUGGGGCCAGUAUACAGUUUCCAGCAACGAAGCUCCACAGGAAAUGUCAACACAUAUGACACACCCGUCUCUAUUCUCGGUAGCACCCACGGACUUGGUUAGGCCCCCGAUUACUAUGCAUCCUUCGAAUAUGUCUCUUCCGGCGCCAUCUCAAGUUCCUGUCCUGCAAAACUCUCCGGACCCGCGAGACCUAGGCCCCUCAGUUGGACCAAUGGACGGUAUGCAUCAUCACUACCCUAGUAUGGUGCACCAGCCACAAGUCAUCAUGGACUUUACAUCUUACAAGAGAAAGUCUAAGUCGAGAACCGGGCGGUUAGGCAGACCCCCGAAGAGGCCGCGAGCUCAGAACAGAGGAAUUUCAAAACGCGACGGUGAGGAUCUCGUGGACCCUCAACUAUCGUCGCCAAAUGGAGAUGCCUCCUCAACAACCAAGGCGCUCGGCAGAAGUAUUACUUUAAGGCCCGAUGCUCCCGAGAAGGACCGAUUCAUUCUGGAGCUUAGGUGUCAAAUGGACAAUGAUAAAGGGAAGGGCAUAUGGGAGGAAAUAACAAAGAAAUACGAGGAACGCUUCGGGAAAAGGCGGCAAGAAUCAUUACAAAUGAACCUUACCCGAGCAGUAUUAAAAUACGCGGAAUGGCCUGCAGAAGAGGACGAGGCUUUAAAACGCGCCGUCGAAGAACUUGACCGACGUCGGUAUUCGGAUUUAGCCAAGCUGAUGAAAGAAAAGUAUGGGGGAUGCCAAGCCUGGGAGUGGAAAGAGGGUCACAUCCUAAAACGCUUAGUCGACCUGGGUAUUGAGGAAUUCGAUCCCGAGGACAUCACAAAGAAACCUCGUCGCAAAUCCAAAAAAGCCAUGAGCAAACGGCCAAACACCAAAUCCUGGGCUUCCCCGGACUCGUCACUUCCAUACGAGGAAGACAAGCGCACGAUAUCUACAAUAUCCUCUGAGCAGGAGAAUUAUAUCUUAGAACAUUACUGUAAGCCGGACCCCGAAUCUUCAGAUCCAGGUGCUAUGAAUGGCAUCUUGGAACACCCGAACACAUUGCCCCCUAAGGGAAGCGCCGAUGGAGACCCCGGCGAGAGUCGAAGUGAACGAGUAGCCAAACAGGCGUGCGAGCAGAUACUCUCGAGGAGGGAUGAUCAUGUAUACGGUGCCGUCCCAAUGGUCGACAGUCAUUGAUAAAUAUCUAUCGGACAGCACCUCCCCCCCUACUCUGUCCAACUUUUACCAACCAAAAAAAAACCUACAUUUUUCAUGUCUACUCAGAAAAGCUCAACAAUUGCUUACACAUUCCUAGACGAUGCUUCAAAGCCAUAAUAUAACGAGUAUUUGGAGUCGGUGCGUGGGGUUCAUCAGCGUCACUAUGGAAGGGUAAUAUGGCGUUUGAUUACGCUAGGGAUUUUGGGCAGGGCCUUUUGGUUUUUUUUUUUUUUUUUUGACUCUUGUGCGUCGUCGGGGGGGCUCUAACGAG